UAUUCUACAGAUAAAUGAGCAGGGUUGGAAACUACAUUCAGGGCACUGACGUUCAUGACAGUAUGAUAAUCCAGGACAAAGUGGCGUUUGUAACUGGUGGGGCACAGGGAAUAGGACGCGCUAUAUGUGAGGCACUGCUGAAAAAAGGAGCCAAGGUUAUUAUAGCAGAUAUCGACGCUGCAAAUGGGAAGUUGACGGUGUCAGAGCUUGCCACUGAGUAUGCUGAUAACGUCACCUUCAUUGAAUGUGACGUGACGAAUCAAGAAAGUGUGGAAGAUACCUUAGGAAAAGCAAAAGAUACAUAUGGCCGACUGGAUAUCAUUGGUAAUAACGCGGGCGCCAUGAUGGAAAAUGAUCCGAUAGGUACAAUCAACUUGAAUUUGUGCGGAGUGAUGCGGGUAGCAGCAGUUGCCAUGAGUUACAUGAGAGCUGAUAAAGGUGGCAGCGGUGGGAUCAUUAUUAAUACGGCUUCGUUGACUGGCGUUAAGCCCUCUUAUAAUUGCCCCGCUUAUUGUGCCUCUAAGUCUGGCGUCAUUGGAUUCACAAGAUCCUUUGCUAUGAAUCCCGACUUCGAUUUACACAAAGUGCGAAUGAACUGCCUUUGUCCAGGUAUGGUUGACACCCCCAUGAUACAAGGCGUCUUAGAUGAAGACGGCAAGGAAGGAAGAGUUCUAAAUUUUGAUCGGUUUAGAUACGCCGUGAAUCUGCCCCAGCUUAAGCCAUCUGCAGUGGCUGAUGUAUUCAUAGACCUGGUUGAGAAUGAAAGCAAGAAUGGAGCGGCUAUGCUUAUCACAGUAGAGGGUCCACCGCGAGACAUCGAGUUUCCAAUAUAUUAGUAAAGACUACGGCAAUCAGCUUCCUGGUUUUCUUUGUACUGUACUGGUCUACGGUGUGGUUUCUCAGGAUCACUGGGGCACACGAUGUAAUAGGAAAUGUUUAAACGCCUUGAACAAUCUUAAUCUUACACUUUGGCAGCAAUGUGUUUUACUGUAUGAUCAGAAUGGUACUUCCAGCUCUAUCAGAACUCCGUUUCUGUAGUAAAAUCCAGUGAGAUUACCAUAAAUAUUGUAAAUGGAAGUGUGAAGGUCCAAGAAAUAAAACUAUGUUCACUUAAAGACAUUGAAUAUACAAAACGUGGUUUGUUUUGAAAUACUUCAGCUCAGCCGUAGGGGCCUAAUAAUAAUACAUUCACAACUUCUGGCUUGGGCUUCUCUAAUGCAAUGGACGCAACAGUCCUUUACUUAGCACAAUGUCUGUUGAUAUUCAACAUAGGCCAUGUGCGUGUAACUUGAUGCGUGACCCUUGAAUCAUGAGAAACAUUUAGUCAAAUAUUCGAUAUGCCAACCAUAG
Molecule: messenger RNA, 1350 nt
Organism: Lingula anatina
Lineage: Eukaryota; Metazoa; Brachiopoda; Lingulata; Lingulida; Lingulidae
Product: 15-hydroxyprostaglandin dehydrogenase [NAD(+)]-like
Cellular component (GO): cytoplasm
Molecular function (GO): oxidoreductase activity, acting on the CH-OH group of donors, NAD or NADP as acceptor
Source: RefSeq, a predicted model, not a curated record